This is a messenger RNA of Anguilla rostrata (American eel), 1873 nucleotides long. RefSeq names its product claudin-8-like. Gene Ontology annotation, biological process: bicellular tight junction assembly; cell adhesion. Gene Ontology annotation, molecular function: structural molecule activity. Gene Ontology annotation, cellular component: bicellular tight junction; plasma membrane. The coding region runs from base 95 to 928 and encodes 277 amino acids. Lineage: Eukaryota; Metazoa; Chordata; Actinopteri; Anguilliformes; Anguillidae. The record is from RefSeq and is a predicted model, not a curated record. The transcript has a single exon.
GCUCCCUUUCAUUUCUGGAAGUGCGAUCUACGGAGAGGCUAGAGCUGACAUUGUCUCUUCACCUCACGCGCAGAGAGAGUCAGCGACAGGCAAAAUGCAGCCAGUCACGGACAGGUCGUACACGGACAGCAUGUACGCCGAGAAGGCCAAGCUGGAGAAGAAGGACCAGAGGGACCGCAUCUGCUGCGAGGUGGUCGCCCUGGUGAUCGGCUUCGUCGGGCUGAUCGGCGUGGCGGCCGUGACGGGGCUGCCCAUGUGGAAGGUGACGGCCUUCAUCGGGGAGAACAUCAUCGUCAUGGAGACGCGCUGGGAGGGGCUGUGGAUGAACUGCUUCAGGCAGGCCAACAUCCGCAUGCAGUGCAAGGUGUACGACUCGCUGCUGAUCCUGCCGCCGGACCUGCAGGCCGCGCGCGGGCUCAUGUGCGCCUCGGUGGCGCUCAGCUGCUUCGCCCUGGUAGUGUCGGCCGUGGGCAUGCGCUGCACCAAGAUGGUGGACCACCGCGCCCGCACCAAGCACGUCGUCCUGGUGGUGGGCGGCUGCCUCUUCCUCCUGGCCUGCGUCACCACCAUCAUCCCCGUCUCCUGGACGGGCAACGUGAUCAUCCGCGACUUCUACAACCCGCUGCUGAUCGACGCGCAGCGCCGGGAGCUGGGGGAGGCGCUCUACAUCGGCUGGGUGACGUCCGCCCUGCUCUUCACCGCCGGGAUGAUCCUGGUGUGCCGCCACGCGCCGCGCACGAACGACGAGGAGCCGGUGGUGACCGGGGGGGCGUACGCGCCCUACACCUACCAGCCCGGCUACACCUACAACCCCGGAUACACCUACCAGCCGUCCUACACCUACCAGCCAGCUUACACGUACCAGCCAGCCUACUCUACUGCCCCCCCCCAGGGGUCUGUCAUAUACAGCCCAAGCCAGUACAUGUGAGUGCACUCGAACCCCCAAACCUCACCUACCCCCAUCGCCGCCACCAUCGCCUGAUUUCUGAAUUUCCCGUGAGGUGAGAACACACAUCUUCGGAUGAAAGACUGAAUUCAAAGAAACUGCUCUUGAGCCGGUUUGUCGGAUAGACCUUCUCUUGUUUUGAGUUUUUUUUAGUUUUUUUGUUUUUUAACAGGAACUAAAGCAAAGUAAGUCAGAAGGUCUAUAUGAAAGUAGGAAAUGGAGAGGUGGGCGGUGUUUGUACGCUGUUGCAAUUUGUUUUUGUAUUGAUUGAGUGUUGUUGUUUUUUUUGUUCAUGUUGUUGUUAGGACUGCUGACGAGGAAAAAUUGUUCAGCUUUGACAAAAUGUAAAAAAUGCGUUAAACUGCUUUAAAUGACGUUAAAUUUGAAUUUGAAAUCAAAAAAUGAAAUCAAAUUUUGAUUUCAGAUAUACAAUGUAUUAAAUAUAUACAAUAAUGCAAUAAUAUACAUUUAACAAUAAAUGUAAUUCAUGUUCGCGAUUAAAUUGCACAUUAUGCACAGCAAUAUGGUAUAAGUUCAUAUGUAAAUAUUACCUUAUAUCCAAUUGUUUACAAAAUAGGAACAUUUUUCCUUUUUUUUCGAAACUACUGGAUUCAUCACACAUCAGACACAUUAGCCUUUACUUUCCCAGUUAAAUAUAAUGUUCUGUUCUGUUCUAAGAUGUGAUAUAUAUAUAUAUAUAUAUAUGGAAAAUAAACUACGAGAAUAUGUCAAGAUAAAUCUAAUGCCAAACGUCGACCUGUUUGUUAAUUCUAUGUUUGUAUGCACUGUAUAGGAUGCACAAAUGCAUUCUAAAUGUCCAUUUGAGUGUUCAUGUUGAACACGUUUAAAUCUUUUAUUGACCAUUUAUUUGAAUCAUUUCCUGAGUUUCUUUUUUAUUACUCCAAACAAAUAAAUGUUUGAAUAAGG